Molecule: messenger RNA, 1371 nt
Organism: Diabrotica virgifera virgifera (western corn rootworm)
Lineage: Eukaryota; Metazoa; Arthropoda; Insecta; Coleoptera; Chrysomelidae
Product: transcription factor Sox-1a-like
Exons: 1
Coding region: 22-1335 (437 amino acids)
Biological process (GO): cell differentiation; regulation of DNA-templated transcription; anatomical structure morphogenesis
Molecular function (GO): DNA-binding transcription factor activity, RNA polymerase II-specific; RNA polymerase II cis-regulatory region sequence-specific DNA binding
Source: RefSeq, a predicted model, not a curated record
AAGUAGUUUAAAAAAUAUUGCAUGGCUAGUAAUUUACUUAAUUGCUUUAUUAAAUCAGAAAAUGUGGACAUUCCGUAUAACCAGACGAUGUGCCUCGUGCCUAAAAUCCCGCGGCCACCGAACGCUUUUAUGAUAUACGCGACAGAAAAUCGGAAGUUAUUGUCCCACAAAUAUCCAGCGGAUUCCAACAAGAUUAUUAGCAAGAAGUUGGGAAGCAAUUGGAAGGGUCUGACUACGGAUGAGAAGAACAAAUAUUUUGAGAAGGCUCGCAUCGUCGCCACCGAACACAAGGAGAAGUAUCCUGAUUACGUGUACAACCCGAAAGAAGCUCGCUUGCGAAAGGCGAUGCGGGAAGCGGCGAGUAGGGACCGCUCUAUCGGGGCUUCCCCGAUGUUGCCGCGACCGAGCGCUCGCAGGGUCGGUUCCGCGGGAUCGGCCACGUCGGCUGCAGGAACUCCUGGGACGCCCACGCCGCAUGGUCCGCACCAAGAACCUCUUAUGAUGCCCAAUCCUUUAACACAACUUCAACAACAAACGGGGAUGUGGCACAAUUACCAAGACGAUUUGAGGCCAAGAUCUUCGGGUAACCCUUUCAUGAUGCAAGAUAUCCAAUCUCCGUACCAUCACCAUCAACCGUCUCCCCCGCUCAGCAUACCCAGUCCGAUGAUGAUGGACAAACACCGACAAACGCCUGUACACCACAUAAACAAUAUAAACUUCAUGUCGAUGCCCAUGACACCUCCACACUCUAACUCCAUAAUGGCGAUGACCCCACCGCACUCCAACGAGAACGUACCUCCUGAUGAACCGCUGCAUCUCAAAGAGAAGAUGAUGCCCCAAGAUUUUCAACAUCUCGCGCCGAAACAAACAGUGGAAACUUCUCAGCCGUUGAUGGAGAAUAACAUGCAACAUCAAAAUGAGUAUGGAAAUUCCAUUUUUGGAGGUAGCGUUGGAGUCAGUCAACAGCAAAGCCAUCAUCAACAGUUUGAAGAGAUGGAAGAUACCAAAAUAAAAAGGAUACAUUCCUGCGUUUGCCAAAAAGAUAUCCCCUGCAAGUACAACUUGUAUUUACCUCUUUCCUGUACCAACUUCUGUGCAUCUCCCGAUUUGUACAACAACAGUUUAGAGUAUCAGCGAGAAUACAUUCAAAAAUACUUUUAUGGCCUUCCAGAAUUUGAAAUUUACAACUUAAGCGCUGAAGAUGGUCACUGGUUCCCCUAUGCUUCGAGAAGUGCUCAAUGCGAAGUGAAUACGUUCAUAGGAGACUGCGCCCAACCGAGUUUUUUGAAGACGGAUGUCGGUUUCAUUCCGAUUACAUUUGAUAUUAAUAUUUAAUAAAGAUUAUUUUUUAAAUGUUGAAUGAGUUGCAUA